AUGACCAAGGCCGAAGGAAACGUCGAGGCGUUGCUCAACGCUGCCAACGCCACCACCGCUGACGAAGCCUCCCACCCGGCCCAACCACCUCAGCAACGACCGCUACGACUGAACUUGAGCGAGGCCCUCCACGAGCGCUACCGCUACUUCAAUACCAAGCUGCCCGACGGCCAGUUCCGCCGCCAGGGCCUGCUGAAGCAGCUGACGCCGGAACCGGUGCCCCAUCGCCUCCCCACCCUGCUCCACAUGACGCGGACCGAGCCACCGGUUAAUGCACCGCCCGGAGCGAUGGCAGCCCGCAAGAAAGUGCUGUUUUCCAACCUCCACCUGGCGUGUCUGAGCGCCCUGAUCUCAUCCCGAGAACUGCUGCCGUGCGAGCUGGACGACGACGACGAGCCCCUGCUGCCAAACCAGCACCACCCCCAUCAUAAUAAUAAUGGCCAACCCCAGCUCCAGCUCCACCACACCAUCAGCUACCCCACCCCCAGGCUACGAACCCUGCUGGUAUCUAACUCGCCGCUGCCUACUCCAACCAUGAUGAUGAAUGCCGAUAAACGCCAGCCGUUACGCAAGCUCAUGCUGUACCAGGGCGCCGAUUUAGGGGUGCUGAAGCUGUUGGACUCGACGCUACUGAGUGGCCACGGCUCCCAGGUGCUGCUCCCCGAGUUCAAUAAGCGGCCGUUAACCGAUACUCCCAUCGUGCUGUCGCUUGCGUCGCCCAUCACCCGUCAUGCCAGUGAUAUUGAGGAAGUGUAUGAGGAGGAAGAUGCCAAUGCAGAGUUUAGACGGACGAAAAACAUCUCCCAUUUGAACCUUAGUGAUAUGGGAGGCUCAGGGUCCGUCAGCCCCUUGACCCGACCCCCUGAGUCGCAGACCCCUCCCAAAAUCACGUUGGAACCGCUGAUGGAGGCCCAGGCAUUGCCACAGGCAGGCGAACCCGUCCCUAAACGGAUUGUCCCUGUCCCCGUCGAAGGGCCGAAACACACGCUCCCGCCAUCAAACCUUGAACCCCAGACGAUCGAACGCAUCACUAACCUUCUCCUCGACUCCACCGAGCGCCAGCGCAAGAAGAAACAGCUGUACACCCUCAAUAUCCCCGGCCAGACGUCGCUGAAAACGCUGCCGGACGGCCACAUCGCCAAGGUCGACGUCGGGCUGAAACUCGUCAUUGUCAUGGUGGGGCUCCCCGCUCGGGGCAAGCUGUACAUCACCAAUAAGCUUACUCGUUAUUUGAACUGGUUGCAGCACGAUUGUCGGGUAUUCAACGUCGGUAACACUCGGCGUAAAAAUAAGCCUGCCGCCGGACCGGAACUGACGCCACUCCCGGAUAACAAUAGCAUGCCGGGGCUGCAGCACCAGCUGCCAGAAACGUUAGCUCAAUCGCCGCCUACGGAUAACCAUGACCACAAUGGUAACAACAACAAUGGCAUUAAACAGCAGGGCACGGCUCAUAAUGCGGCGUUUUUCGACCCUAAGAAUAAGGCGCUGAUCCAAAUCAGAGAGAAAUGGGCGAUGGACACAUUGGACCAGUUGCUUGACUACGUACUUGAAGGCCAAGGCAGUGUGGGUAUCUUUGACGCCACUAACCUGACCAAACUUCGGCGGCUGAGAGUGCUCCGCCGUAUUCAACAGCGACUGAAUGGUGAAUUGAAAGUGUUAUUCCUCGAGCUGAUUUGUCUGGACCCAGCCAUCCUCGAAGCCAAUAUCCGGUUAAAGCUUUCUGGUCCCGACUAUAAGGAUAUGGACCCCGAAGUGGCGCUCAAGGACUUCGAAGGCCGUCUCCAAAACUACGAAAAGGCUUAUGAAACUAUUGAUGAAGACGAGGAAGAGUCGCUAAAGGGGAUGCAGUACGUCAAGAUGAUUAACGUCGGGAAGAAAGUCGUCGCCUAUAACGUCCAGGGGUUCUUAGCCUCGCAAACAGUAUACUUCUUACUCAACUUUAACCUCUGCGAACGGCAAAUCUGGAUCACUCGCCAUGGCGAAGCCACCGAUAACGUUGAAGGUAAGAUCGGGGGUGACUCUCACCUUACCAAAAGAGGCCGUAAAUUCGCUCGUUGUUUGGCUCAAUUUAUGGACUUCCAACGGCGUGAAUUUCGCAAGCAACAGCUUGAACGGUUCCUGCUGCGGCUCGAAUUGCGCUACAACUACGUGUUCAACCCGAAGGAGUUGGAGAAGUUGGCCCAGCAUGUCCCCAGCGAGCCCAACUUCUGUGUGUGGACACUGAUGUUGAUGCGGCUGAUUGAGACCGCCCAGUACUUUGACGAUACCAAGUUCAGCAUCAAGGAGAUGCGGAUGCUUAAUGAGCUUGGCGGAGGCAAGUUUGAAGGCAUGACUUACGGGGAAAUCCAGGAGAAGUUCCCUAAAGAAUUUGACGCGCGGUUGAAGAAUAAGCUUAGCUACCGGUACCCCGGGGUGGGUGGCGAGCUGUACUUGGACGUAUUGACCCGUUUGCGUCCGUUGAUCACCGAAAUCGAACGGACGACCGACCACUUGCUCAUCAUCUCCCACCGCGUCGUCCUCCGCAUCUUGUUGGCGUACUUCCUCAACUUGGAAAAGCUGCUGAUCGGCUCCCUCGACGUGCCCCUCCACACCCUCUACUGCUUAGAGUCCAAGCCCUACGGUACCGACUACCGCAUGUACGAGUACGACGAGAACAUCGACUGGUUCGUGCUGGUGAAACCUGAACACCUGAAGAAUGUCAAGGAAGUGGGUGUCCAGUUUAGAGAGAGAAAGUACUCCGUGGUGCCCACUGCUCCUCCCACAAGAUCGCUGUGCCACCGGGCGUCGAACGCCCCGCCGCCGUUGCGCCCGUCGAUGCUGAUGAACGACCUGAGCCGGGCCGAGAAAACCAACUAA
This is a messenger RNA of Diutina rugosa, 2856 nucleotides long. RefSeq names its product Pfk26p (gene PFK26). The coding region runs from base 1 to 2856 and encodes 951 amino acids. Lineage: Eukaryota; Fungi; Ascomycota; Pichiomycetes; Serinales; Debaryomycetaceae. The transcript has a single exon. Gene Ontology annotation, molecular function: ATP binding; 6-phosphofructo-2-kinase activity. Gene Ontology annotation, cellular component: cytosol. Gene Ontology annotation, biological process: fructose metabolic process; fructose 2,6-bisphosphate metabolic process. The record is from RefSeq and is a predicted model, not a curated record.